Molecule: messenger RNA, 1871 nt
Organism: Panonychus citri (citrus red mite)
Lineage: Eukaryota; Metazoa; Arthropoda; Arachnida; Trombidiformes; Tetranychidae
Exons: 7
Coding region: 320-1642 (440 amino acids)
Source: RefSeq, a predicted model, not a curated record
UUUACAUUCCCAUGGAUCUUUUUUGUCUUGAUUGUUUUUUCUCUCACUGUUACUCUUUCACCUUUGUUUUUCUAGUUAACUAAUUAGUGGAAUCAUGAUUAUUAACCUUUAUCGUCUUUACCUGAUUCUUUUUCAAUAGUCUCUUCAUUUGUAUUCACCGGAUGUUUCUAAUAUGAUAACAAUCAAAGUUAACAGAUUGGAUGAAACAAAAGCAACAACAUCAAAAGUGAUCAUCAUUUUCUCACCAAUUGUCAUUUUAAUCAAGUUAAUUCAAUCUUUUUACACUUUAUCCUAAUCAACUAACCAAUUGGCCAUUUUUAUGAGUGAUCAAAGUGAAAAUAUCACCAAAAAUCACCAAGUAAUUCAACUACUGAACCAAAUUAAUCAGCUUAAAAAUGAUACUUUGGUAGAUCAACUAGUUGAGGAUGGUUUCAUUUCUUUACAACGACGAUCUGGUUUCACAUGGAUUGAGCUUUUCCUCCAAUAUUUCACUGGACAAGAUUGUACCUCUAAUGAUGAUUUACUUUUUUUCGUUCGGAAACAAGCAUCUUUAUUCAAUCGAUUUGGAUCUAAUCUCAAGAUAAACCUUGAUGUUUACCGGAAGGACUCGAAUAAAUUGCCUCUGGACAAUGCUCAUAUCGACUGGGAAGAGACACUUUAUAUUAAUACUAUUAUGCAAUAUUUUGAAUAUACGUUGACCUGUGCAAUUUGUACUCGAACAAGUCCCAAAGAAUUUCAAAUACUGGCCAAACAUUCACAAAAAGUUUUUGCCUCUCCAAGUCAUCGAUCGAUGCACAACAAGGGUGAAAUCGAAGAGAUCACUUAUCCGGAUAUAUUUUUUACUCUCGACAAUUAUGAAGAGAUGAUGAGCAAUAUUCCUGUUCGUUGUGGGGAAAUGGUUUGUGUUGAAUUAGUUGCUUCCGAUCGUAAUGGUGAACAUGUUUCCGUUCUGUUCUCGGGUUCCAUUAAUUAUGAAACCAUCAGAUAUAUUCAUGAGCUUCAAUCAGGCUCGAAAGUGAGAGCAAGAAGGAAAAGACCAAUAAAUCAUUACUUUGGAAAUAAAAGAAUGGAGUUCAUUCGUAUGAAAGGUCCAAGAUCUCGUGGAAUAUCUGAAAUGGCUUAUCGAAAGAUUAGCGAAACUGGAUUAAGUCGAUCAGGAUCAAGUGUAUCUCUUCAUGAGGGCGAUUUCGAAAUGUUCGAGGUCUUGGAUAUUGAUCUUCCUGAUAAAUCAUCCAAUGCCCAUUCACUUAGUUGUUUUUCUUGUUGUUCUCGCGCACAGCACCACGAUCUAGUCCAGCGACGUAUGUCCGACCCAUCUAAUGAGCUCGAAAAGAAACUUCAAUCUUGGAAAGGAAAACCUUUAUCUAAAUCACGAUCAGCUAAUCAAGUUUUUAAUCCAGAAGAGGAAUCAGGAAUCAACGAAGUUGAAGCAACCGAUUUCACCGAAGAAAUGGAGGAAGGUGAUUACGAUAAAUUGUGGGAUAUUCCAGGAUUCAAUCAAGCCUUUCACUUUUGGAAAGAAAACAAAAGAGCCAGUUCGCCAACGUUUGAACUGUUCAUUACUUAUAUUACUCUUCCCUUUAAUUUUAUAAUGUCCGACCUGUUGUCAGCCCAACAACAGAAACCGAUUUUAACUUUUUAAAAUCAACAAAAAUCAACUCAAUGGUAGAAACAGUUUACCAUUUGAUUUUGCUACUUUUUUUCUUAAACAAAUUGCUAUUACAAUUUUAAUUGUGGCUCAUGUUUUUAAUUGGUUUUGCUAAAAUUGUCACAGUUGAUCUUCUACAUUUAUUGUAUCCAAAAACAAGACAAUAUCUCAAUACAUCCAAUGUACUAUUUACAAAUCAAAAUUAAAAUGAACAAAAUCCUAA